AUGAUGACGAUGAUGAUGACACUCCAGAGACAGUCCAGUCCCGGAGUCAUUGAGGAGGACCUGGACAAGACAUGGGACAUGAAAGGGUUUCUGGGCCUGGAGGGAUGUCAAAGGAGAGAGUCCAGAGAGGAGGACAGCGUGGAGAGGAAAACACUGGUGGAAUUGUCUGUGGACAGCUCUGAGAAUGGUGCAGAAGAAGGGAGAAAGAUGAUGGCCUCUUCUACUCCUCCUCUGCUCGAACCCUCCUCCGCUCCAUCCCCCCCAGGGCAGCAGUUCCCAACACAGUGCCCUUAUCCCCGGCCGCUCAACGGCAGCUGUGGUCCCCUGUCGGGCCCCCCAACCAUGGGCGUAUCCUGCCUCACCAUGGCCCUGGGUGCCCUCUCCAACCUGGCCGCCCUCGUCAUCCUGGCCAAGUCCCGCUCCCGCUCCCGCUCCCGCUUCCGGCGCCGCGCCCGCACUCCCUUCCUGCUCCUGACGGGGGCACUGCUGCUCACCGACCUGGCGGGCCAUGUGAUCCCAGGGGCGCUGGCCCUGCGGCUACAUGCGGAGCGGCUCCGGGACCGAGGAGAGGCCAUGAAGCCCGCGGGACUCUUCUGCCAGCUCUUCGGGGCCUGCAUGGUCUUCUUUGGGCUGUGCCCCCUGCUGCUGGGCGGGGCCAUGGCAGCCGAGCGCUGCCUUGGCAUCACGCGGCCCCUCUUGCACUCGGCGGCUGUAACGGCGACCCGCGCUCGCCUAACUGUUGCCCUGCUGUCUGGCGUGGCCCUGCUGCUGGCGGUGCUCCCUCUAGUGGCCGUGGGCCGUUACACGCCGCAGUUCCCCGGUACCUGGUGCUUCCUACCAGUGCACGGACCCCUGGCAGCCGCCGACGCCGCCCUGCUGCUUGCCUUCUCGGCCCUGGGGCUGCUGGCAUUGACCUUCUCGCUGCUCUGCAACACCACCAGUGGGCUGGUCCUGCUACUGCGGGCUCGGCGAUCUCGGGGCAUAGGCACACGGCCUCAUGGCUGUGUUUCCUCAUCCUCCUCCUCGUCCCUGGACCUGGAGAUGAUGGGCCAGCUGGGCGCCAUCACCACUGUGUCCUGUGUCUGCUGGUGCCCCCUGCUGAUCUUCAUCCUGGUGUCCGUGGGCCAGUGCUACCAAGAGCGCGGACAGAGUGCUCCCGAGUUUGAACAGCUCGUGCUGCUGGGGCUGCGCAUGGCUUCCUGGAACCAGGUGCUGGACCCCUGGAUCUACAUCCUGCUGAGGAGGACUGUGGUGAGAAGGUUGUGUCAGUUCCUCAGGGUGGAGAGGCCAAGCUUCACGCAGAGCAGCUCCUCCAGCACCUCACGCCAGCAGGACAUCCACCUGCAAUGCUCAGUGGUGUAG
Scleropages formosus (Asian bonytongue) is the source of this 1362-nucleotide messenger RNA. It is a transcript of the gene ptger1c, whose product is annotated as prostaglandin E receptor 1c (subtype EP1). NCBI's taxonomy places the organism in Eukaryota, Metazoa, Chordata, Actinopteri, Osteoglossiformes, Osteoglossidae. Gene Ontology annotation, biological process: adenylate cyclase-activating G protein-coupled receptor signaling pathway; positive regulation of cytosolic calcium ion concentration; inflammatory response. Bases 1 to 1362 code for a protein of 453 amino acids. Gene Ontology annotation, molecular function: thromboxane receptor activity; prostaglandin E receptor activity. The transcript is spliced from 4 exons. The record is from RefSeq and is a predicted model, not a curated record. Gene Ontology annotation, cellular component: plasma membrane.